AUGGGGAAUACGGCCCCGGGAAUAGAAAAAGCUUCUGUUGAAGCCUUGUUGAAAUUUGGACAGAAAGCUGGAGACCCGCUGGAUCGGGCUCUAGUGACAGAUUUGUUGUCUUGGGCACGCCGUAGAGGCUUACUCAAGGAAACUGCACAAGUUUUUAAAGACGAGACGUGGAAGCAUAUAGGGGAGGAAAUAUGGGAAUCUGUCCAGACUGAUAAUAAAGAAGCAAAAAGACUUGCUUCAACCUAUCGACAGAUCAGUCUCUUAGUACAAAAAAUAGGAGCGGAGGCAGAAGUUGAAGCAAUAAUUCAGACCAUCUUGAAAGACGCUAAAAAUAAAGUAACAUCGGGAUCGGGGGCGGAGACAAAAACUGCCGCGGAGACAAAAGCUGAGACGAAAACUGUUUGCCCUGCUACCCAAGGUCCUUACGAUUAUCUCAUUCCUGAUUGGGACCCCGAUAAGGGAGCGGGAGGUUCACAAGUCCCCGAGCCUAUGGAAGUGGGACAAGCGGUACCAUCAGCUCCGCAAAUAGAUCCUGCAACUGUCCCUCUGCCUCCUGAGGAAGAGGAGUUAAAGACUCUUUUACAUGAGCAGGCAGAUGCAAUGACUAAACUAUUGAAUGAGAUGCAACGGUUGGAUAAAGGUUCCAAAUCAAGGGUGGUUAAAGAGAGUUAUCGCAAGGCACAUAAGUCUAUUGUUGAAGGUCUGAAAAAUGUUGAGAAACAAUUAACAAAGAUUGAGUCUGGUAAUUGUGUUCACCCUGCUGCUGUUACUGAAGAGAAAAAUACAGAUGGUAAAAUGUCAGUGGAAAGGGCUCGUCAACGGGUGUUACAAAGUAUCAGAGAUGGUGAAAUGGACAUAGAGGAGGGCGAUUGGUAUUUGCGGUCUAAGUAUGGUUCAGAAGCGAGACUGUCUGCGGAGGAUAAGAGAAAGCUUGCAGAUUGGUUUGCAUUGUAUCCUCAGUAUAAAAGGGAAGAGGAUUCAGCAAGUGGAAUGGUGGAUGAUGUCUGGAAGUGGUGGAGAGGGAAAGCGAAUGAGGAAAAGUCAAAGGAGACUCCUAAACAGAGAAAUUCUGAUUACAUUCCAAAAGAUCCCAACUUUGACAUGUCAAACCGGUGGAAGGGAGUUGUAACCAAUGCUGAAAUUACUGGGGAUUUUCAGUUUACAGCUGCACCAGUAACUAUUGAUAAUAAUGGACAGAGAAACUGGCAGCCUAUAGAUUGGACCACAGUUGCCAAAAUACAGAAAGCAAUUUUAGAUUAUGGAAUAGACAAUCGACUGGUCAGAAGACAGAUGGAAACAUUUAUAAAACAUCAGACACUAAUACCCACAGACAUUAAACAUCUGUUUGAACUGAUGCUGGGACCUACGAGUUAUAUGAUGUUUGUUAACAAGUGGCAGGAAAGAUUAGAGCAGAAACAGCUUGAUAACUUGACACUGCCGCACGGAGAUCCCUUACGGGUGGCCUCCCUAGAGCAAUUAAUGGGGAACGGUCAGUACGUUGACCCACAGCGGCAAGCUGCGCUAGACUUGCGGAUUCUGGCUCAAAGCAAAGUGGCUGCCCUUGAAGCUUUCGCCAGUUUGCCACAGGUCGGCACUCCAAAACAACCAUACUUGCAAAUUAAACAGAAAGAUAAUGAGUCAUUUAUGGCAUUUGUUGACAGAAUUACAGAAGGUGUUGAAAUGGCACCUGACAUUCCAGCCAACAUGAAAGAGACAUUGGUAAAAGAGAUUGCUAUGCAAAAUGCCAAUGCUGCAUGUCGGAGGUUAAUUGCCACUUUACCCCCUGCUGCUUCUUUACUGCAAAUGGUAGAACAAUGUUCUCGAGCCCCGAUGGAAGAAGAGAAGGAAAAGGCUCGAAUUCAUGCCUCUGCAUUAGCAGCUGCAUUGUCCAAAUGCUCGCCACAAGGAAAGGGGGACAAGGGCUCAAAUCCUGUAUGUUUUAAAUGUGGACAGACGGGACAUUUUAAAAAGCAUUGUCCUACAAUUAAGGCUGUUACUAACCAAGUAUCGUCGAUGAGUUCUCCAUUCGCAGGAACCUGCAACAAGUGUGACAAGUUCGGACACAGAGCAUCAGACUGCAAAUCCCGAUUUAAGAAGGAUGGAACACCUCUUGUGCCCCAGCAGGGAAACGGGGGAGGCCGCGUGGGGGGCGCGGCUCAGACCUCAUCUUAAGCGACCGGACCCCCCACAACGGAGGCUGCCUCGACGAUCUACUCGCCGCCACCAGAGGAAGCGCUGGCCUCGAUUUGGUCAAGGAAACGCGAAAGCCGAUGAGGUGGUGAGUGCUGGAGCCCAGCAAAAUGAUACUGAUGAACCUUCUGUUUCUGUCAAAUCAGCCACUCA
Messenger RNA from Pogoniulus pusillus (Red-fronted tinkerbird), 2343 nucleotides. RefSeq lists its product as uncharacterized. Gene Ontology annotation, molecular function: zinc ion binding; nucleic acid binding. Bases 1 to 2172 code for a protein of 723 amino acids. Lineage: Eukaryota; Metazoa; Chordata; Aves; Piciformes; Lybiidae. Gene Ontology annotation, biological process: viral process. The record is from RefSeq and is a predicted model, not a curated record. The transcript is spliced from 2 exons.